UUUAGUCCCACUCAGAGAAUUCAUUAUUACAAAAAAAAAAAAAAAAAAUUUCUUGAAAAAUUUAAUAUUAUUUUCGUGACCUUAGCAGAAGAGAAUAAAGUAGCGUUGCCAAUUCCGACCAAUUAUUGUAAACAAAUUUAUUAAAAAAAUGUUAACACUUUUCAACACUAUUCAGUUGUUGUUUUGCCGCGUUUAUCAGCUGUGUUGAAGGAAAGGCAAAAGUAGAAGUAUUUUUCGGUGCAAUUUUAGAUUUUAGAAAGAGUUCUUUUUUUCCGUAAUUGUAAUCAAUGUGCAUUUGCUACAAAUUUCCAAAUAAUAGAAAUUAGAAAUUAAUUACAAGUACUACUUUCAAUCAUCUCAACGAUAUUGGCUAUGGAUAUGGAGAGCUCAUCUAGCAAGGACAGACAAAGCAAACAGAAUCUCGUAAGGAAUCCGAUUAAAAAAUCAUCAAAAUUGCCUGUAAGCACCGGUAAUCGGAAACCAAACGAGGCUACAGGUGCUCCUGGUGAUCCACUUAGAUUCGGGCUAAGUGGAGCAAGUCAGAAAUGGUAUAUUCGAUUUCUACGCAAAGGAUACAGACCUAAUAUAGCCCGAAAAAUGGCUCUUGAACGACGUAGAGGGCCGGCAUCUUCUAAACCAAUCUCAAGAGAAAUUGAACGGGCAUCUGCUGAUAAAUAUAAACCGGAAAAGGAAACUGUUAAUUCAACAGGUUUUCAUGUGGCGAUAUUAGCCAAACCGUAUCCUAAAAAGUUGCUAACCAAUAAGGAAUUAGAAUGCUUGCAAAAUGCGAUCGUACAAGAAAUGCAUAAAGGCUGCGAUGAAAAGAUGCAAUUGGAAGGCAUCCAGUUUAGACCGGGUUGGUUAGCAGUAGACUGCAAUAAUUCCGCAUGUGUUGAAUGGUUGCAAUACAUUGUGCCGCGAUUAAGCGAUUGGCAGGGGCCGGAAUUGGCCAUUUGUACCGGGCAAGCUGUACCGAAGACACCGGUAAUUACCAUGUUUCUGCCAAAAUGUGGUAAUAAAUCGCCGAGCAGUGUUCUAGAUCUUGUUAAUGCUCAAAAUAGUAACUUGCCUAUGUCCCAUUGGAUUCUAUUGUUCUACAAUAGACAAGGCGAUAAUAUGGUAGUAUCCCUGGCUAUUGAUCAACUGUCACUGCGGUCGAUUAAAGCCUCUAAGCAAAGUAUUAAUUAUGAAUAUGGUCGUAUACCCAUAUACGUUAAUCGCAAUAGCUAUGAAGAUCUCAGAAUUUUGAUUAACACUGACGUUAUAGUCGCUACGGAAAAGGAAAAGCGCAACAACAAUUCCGUUAAACAGACGAAAAUCUGUGAAAUGUUAUCAUAUUAAAAAAUUCCAUAAACUCUAUAAAAAAAAAGUAAUAAAAAUUAUAUAUAUGAUGGAUACCGUUAACGGAUCUUGCUUUAGUUUAGCAAAAAAAAAAAAAAAAAAAAAACAAAAAAAAAUUAAUUGGGAAGAAUACAAAAAAAAAGCUUUGUGUAGUAAUGUGACUAUUUGGUCGAUUAAAGUAUAAAAAUAUUUAUUAAACUUAA
This is a messenger RNA of Glossina fuscipes, 1544 nucleotides long. RefSeq lists its product as uncharacterized. The coding region runs from base 373 to 1341 and encodes 322 amino acids. Gene Ontology annotation, cellular component: elongator holoenzyme complex. The record is from RefSeq and is a predicted model, not a curated record. Gene Ontology annotation, biological process: tRNA wobble uridine modification. Lineage: Eukaryota; Metazoa; Arthropoda; Insecta; Diptera; Glossinidae. The transcript is spliced from 2 exons.